AUGGUGUCCUGUUCCCCAGAUAUCCAGUGGUUUAUCAUUAGAGACUGUUCCAGUUUUCUUGUCAAAGGGAAUCGUACAGUUUUCACAAAGGAACCAAACAACCUAACAAACAAGAAUUCAUUCCGAUACAAUGGUCUUAUUCACAAGAAGACUGUUGGUGUUGAACCAGCUGAAGAUGGGAAGGGUGUUGUCCUUGCUGCUUUGCGUAGAACUAGUGCCAUUCUGAAGAGUCAGAAGCCUGUCACUGCUGUCAAGAAGAGGACACGUACUAAGCGAGAAUAA
Messenger RNA from Saccoglossus kowalevskii, 282 nucleotides. Its product is annotated as large ribosomal subunit protein eL28-like. Gene Ontology annotation, molecular function: structural constituent of ribosome. Gene Ontology annotation, biological process: translation. The record is from RefSeq and is a predicted model, not a curated record. NCBI's taxonomy places the organism in Eukaryota, Metazoa, Hemichordata, Enteropneusta, Harrimaniidae. Gene Ontology annotation, cellular component: ribosome.